AUGCCACUCCAUGCUGCCCGUCGCGCGAUCCCAAGGCUCCACGCAGCGCCAAUAGCCACGCCACCGGCAUCCCUCCGCCACGCCCGCUUGUUCCACCCGUCGCCGCCCACGCCAGCCCGCGACGUCGCCGGCCAAACCCACUACGAGCGGCUGGGCAUCCAGCACGACGCCUCGCACGGCGAAAUCAAAAAGCACGCUUCUUCCCCAUCCUUCUACUCCCUUUCCAAGGCGCACCACCCGGACGUGAGCCGCGACCCGGCCGCCGCGCACACCUUCGCCCUGCUGUCCGAGUCGUACGCCGUGCUCUCGGACCCCGGCCGCCGGGCCCGCUACGACCGCGAGAUCGUGGUCCGCGCGGCGCCGCGCGCCCCGGCGGGCGGGCGCUCCCCGUCCGGCCUGUCCAGGCGGCGGGGCUCGUUCCGCGGCCCGCCGCCCAGCUUCUACCGCAACGCGGCGUGGGCGGGGGGCAAGCCGCCCGACGGGCCGGCCGGUCGGGCCCCCCGGGCGGGUGGCGGCAGGGACGACGACGACCACCACCACCACCGCGUCCCGCACUUUGACGAGGCGGCCCACGCGAGGACGCAGCGCAGGGAGGACGAGCGCCGCUGGAGGCGGAGGGCCCUGGGCGACGACGGCGUCGAGUUCGAGCCGCAGACCACGCUGGCGGGGCACUUCUUCAUCGUGGCCAGCAUCCUGGGCGCGACGUUUGCGGCGCCCCUGGUGUAUUUGCAGCUGACGAGGUGGAGGAAGCACGACGGGCGGGCUUGA
Ustilaginoidea virens is the source of this 768-nucleotide messenger RNA. RefSeq lists its product as uncharacterized. The transcript is spliced from 2 exons. Bases 1 to 768 code for a protein of 255 amino acids. The record is from RefSeq and is a predicted model, not a curated record. Lineage: Eukaryota; Fungi; Ascomycota; Sordariomycetes; Hypocreales; Clavicipitaceae.